AUGACUACAUCAUCGACAACGACACCAGAAAUCUCAAAUAUCGCACCAGCAGGAGUUCCAACUGCAAUUGGUCCACCAAGUAACAUUAAUUUCUCCCCAGACAGCAACGGCUCCCCGCAAAUACAUAACAGCGAAUAUCAGAAUUCAUAUCAAUGGAAGUUACCGAUGGUUGCUGUUCGGCCGAAACUGGAACGAGCAAAAUCUGAAUAUCAGCAUAAUAAUUUAUCACGACCUUCUUCGUCCGCAUUAAAUAUAAGAUCAGAAACUCCCGCAAAAACGCCCGAACCUCCAAAAUUGAUUGAUGAGAUAAUGACGAGCUCAUCAAACAGUAAUAAUAUUAGUAAUUAUUCCAGUAAUUCUUCUACUAUUACACCGGCUAAUAAACUCGUAGAAACAAAACCUAAUAGCAAGCUUGAACCUGAAGAUUUUGGUGUCGCAGCUGCGAAAUUCAUGCAGAAAACUGCUGGAAUUCCUACUCCACGUGAUCACAAUAAUUCAUGGAAAGGAUCGCUGCGAGCAGAGCGAAAAGAAUCAGUCCUAGCAUCAAGCCUCGACGACCAAACAAAAAAAAUAGUAGCGCUAGAAGCAAACCGACUCUCCAAAAAAUCACGAUCAUACUCAAUGUAUUCGUUACGUGAUCAGCUGAAAACAGCUGAGGCAGCUGAAGAACUAACCAACCCAAUGAUGUCGGAAUAUAAACGUGAAUUUGUUGAUUGGAAGGAGUAUGGACAUCAAGUGCGUGAAGAGAGUAUUCCAAAGAGAAAAGAGACAGAUUCAAAAUUGCAGCGAAGAGGGUCUUGGUCUGCUCCGUCGUUGCCGGAACCACUCAAAUGGUUGAGUAUAGGAGAGAAAAAUACAUCAUCAUCAACUAAGCUUCAGCCUACAGUAACGGAUUCAAAGUCAAUUAGAGGAAUUUCUUAUAAUAAUGGUCGAUCAUUUCCUCAGCGACCAGCCACUUCUGCUGAAUUUCGAGAUUAUUAUGAUGAUUAUGAGUUUAAUGAUAAACUUGAUUCCAAAAAUCGUGUUAGUCAGUUAAUAGAAGAGGAUAGAUACAGUGAAAGAGGCAGUCAAUCAGGCUCCGAAUUUGAUCGUUACAGCGAUCGCGGAAGUCAAUUCGGAGAGCACGAUCAAUAUAGUAAUCAUUCAAGAAACACAUCAUACUCGUCACAGGCUUCCUCGUUACAUAAUAAAAGUGUUACAUCGGGACUACGUGAAGAAUUACUUUCACAUCCACAUUCAUCACCGAUGCAUCCUUUGCCAUCGUAUAUUGAUAAUUUGCAGACGAGAUCUACUUAUAGCUCGAAUAGUUCUGUGUCUACGCCAAGUUUGCCACCCACUCCACAAGAAUAUUAUUCGAAUGAUUCACGAUUGAGAAAAACUUUUGUCGCUGAAAAUGCUAAAGAAGAUCUCUAUUUGACAUCGUCUAUAGGAUAUACAAAAUCUUCUGCAUUGAAACCAUGGAAUAUUAACGAUGAUAAAGAGCAUUACCAGAAUGAUAAUCAUAACAGUCCGUCAAGAAAUGGUUUUUAUAUUGACGAUGAUGGUGACGUGCCACCUGAAAUGAAUGGUCGUUUUAGUUCUAAGCGAUAUUCUAUUGUACAAUCACCAUCCCCAUUAGAUAACAAUCGUACUUCGUCAUCAUCAUCACAAAGAGGACGACAAUUGUAUGCAACACCCGGAAGAUCACCUUUAGCUUCGGUUCCUCGUUCCUCUGGUGAUACCUCAUAUUCGUCAACUCGAUCUCCAAGUCCUGAUGAAUAUCGAAAAUAUCAUCAACGGGUAGUGUCCACACCAAGCCAAGGAUACGUAUCACGGCCUGAAUCACGUGCAGCCAGUGUAAGUAGCCACGGUACCUCUAUUGAAGAAGAAUCUGUUGUCCUGACUGAUAUACUACGAGCAGCUGACACUGACUUACUUAAAAGUUUAAGUGCUCAAAUGUCUGUAUUUCGAACUGCACGUGAAGAAGUUACGCCAAAAGUUGGUGCAAAACCUGCAACAACCACAACAGCAGCAAAAAAUGGAACUGUCAAAAUGACACCGAAAAACUCAACAUUGAAAACAGGAAAAUCAUCAAAUCCUAAAACUACGCGAACUGCUGGUCUUCCUACGCCUGGAUUAACAUCAUCAGCAACAAAACGAUCUUCUCAAAUAAAUGGCAAAAGUCCAUUAAAAAAUAAAACAUCAACAAUAACAAACAAAGGACACAAAGCAAGCUCUGAUGCAAGAGAAGCAUUAAAUCGUGCUAGAAUGCAAGUUGAACAGAUGCUGGAUCUUGUGAGCAACGGAAGCUUUGAAUUGUAA
Ambispora leptoticha is the source of this 2301-nucleotide messenger RNA. NCBI's taxonomy places the organism in Eukaryota, Fungi, Glomeromycota, Glomeromycetes, Archaeosporales, Ambisporaceae. The record is from the annotation of a GenBank genome assembly.